AUGCUAACAAAAUCAUUAUAAUGCAAGAUAGUUAUGCAGCCUAAUUAGUCAGUAUAAGAAAUUUUAGAGAGAGAAUAUUUGAUUUAGAAUCUAAAAUGGGAUAAAUUAUUGAAGAAAAUUCCAGAUUAAAUGCUAGAGCAGGCACAAAUUUUUAUGAGUUAACACCAAGACCUAGUUUUACUUCUCUGGAUUAAAUCUUAAAUACUAUUAAUAAUCAAGAUUAAUAAAAAAAAUAAGUAUAAACAAUAAAUUUUAAGCUUAAAUCUACAUAAAAAAAAGUACAUGAGAAGGCAAAGUAAAUCUAGACAUAUAUCAAUGGUAUUAAGUAAUCUUAUGAAAAUAAAAUAUAAGAACUAUCUGAACAACAGUAAAUUUCUAAUAACUAAUAGGAUUUAAAGAAAAAAGUUAAAUAAAAACCUAAAGUAGUUCAGAAAGACUAAAAAGAUAUUAAAGAUUAGUAAAAUUCUCAAUAAUAACGCUAUAAAGUUAAUCCAUAUCAGGCAACUUCUUAAAUAUCAAAGAUGUCUUUAGGAACUGAGAGUGAAGAAGUUCUUGGUAGGUCAGCUGUUGAAAAUGAUUUAGAAAAAAUCAGUAGUAGCAACAUCAAUAAAAAACCAACCCAUAAAGAUAAUUCAAGUAUAAAUCUUCCUUAAAAAUAAAUUGAUUUUGAGUCACUUAACCAUAGCUGAUGUUAUUUAAAUGUCUUUAUAUACUGAAUUGUUAUUAACUAAAAUUUAUAUUUUAAACAACUAAAUUAAAUUAAUUUUAUUUUAUUUUUAUUUUUAUUGA
Molecule: messenger RNA, 789 nt
Organism: Tetrahymena thermophila SB210
Lineage: Eukaryota; Ciliophora; Oligohymenophorea; Hymenostomatida; Tetrahymenidae
Exons: 2
Source: RefSeq, a predicted model, not a curated record